AUUCAACCAAAUUGAAUGUUCUAUAGAGAACUUUUCUUUGAUAUUCCGCUUUUUUUAACAAACGACAUCUCAAGGACAUGACAAGCUAUAAUCGAUAAUCUGGUUCCCGUCUCCUCCUCUGCACUGCACUUCAAAACUAAAGGUUUAAAGUGAAACGCAGUGUUGGGGGCGAGAACCAGACAAUUCUAAGCUUUCUACUGCGCACGCGCAUCUUUUGUGUUAUAAAUAAGUUUCUGCGCGGGCAGAUAUCAAACUUCCUUAGUUACUGUGGAAGCUAGCUGCAUAUUUGCAACGCCGGUAUUCUCACAAUCUGCAAUCAGUGUGUAGUAGCCUUUUGUCAUCGUUUAGAGGAUCUUGUGUACUCAGCAUUUAUUGUUUCAUCAGUUUGGGAAUUCUUAUCAAGCAUCGAACUAGAUUUUUCAAUUUGAAGAGAAUUCGAGAAUUAUGGAAAGUGCAGCCUUGAGUGGGCUGCAUUUGCAAACUCCGUAUGUUUAUUCCUGGAUUAAUACGUUACCAUCACGUAACAGCUCUCCACCAAUUGAGAAUAGAAACAGCAACAAUUCUCCAACCUCACAGAGUGACACCACUUACAGUGGGCAUAGUUCUCAUGCGUCUUUAAUUGAGGAGGCCAGUGCUCCCAGUAGGGCCUCUUCCUUGGAGGGCUCCCUAGCCCAUGAAGUCUUUAGCCAGGGACCACGAUCCACCAUAGAAUCUGGGGGUAGAAGCAGUGGGAUGACUGGAACCAUCUCCCAUUAUGAGGGAGUUGGUUCUUACCUACAUGAUAUUUACAAGCAGAAGAAGAUAUGUGAUGUCUCCUUUCAAGUGGGCAAGGUCCUCAUUCCACUUCACAAAGUUGUACUGGCAUCACAGAGUACACUUUUUAAGGAAAUUUUUGAAGCGAAGGAAUUUUCCUCUGAUCCUGUCACCCCAAAGAUAAUCAGGGUGAAGAAUGUUGAACCUGCUGCCUUGGAAAUCUUCAUUAACUUCUUAUAUACAGGUCACAUUGAGGUUAAAAAUUCGAAAUUUAUACCUGACAUCCUGAAGUUGUCGGAGAUAUUUGAAGUUGAAACACUUUCAAGGCGUUGCAUUGACGGAUUGAAAAAUAUUAGCAAUGCAGAUCUUCUUAAUUUACUACCAGUAAUGAGGAGAAACAAGAACAUCCCAAUGUGCAGAACUAUCAUGCAACUGCUGGGCAAAAACUUCAUGACCUGGAGAAAAACCAAAGACUUCCUAUGCUUGGAUGUAGAGACUGUCUGCCUAAUUCUCUCAGACGACAGUCUGAACGUGGAAUCAGAAAUGGAGGUUUUCUUGACAGCCGUGGAUCUCCUUAAGCAUAUUGGAGCAGACUGUAUCGAAAAGAUAAUGGGAUGCGUCAGAUUCCCAUUGCUUACUGGAGAGCAGCUUUUCUCCUGUUUCAAAAUCUGUCCUAUGCUGAGAGACUACCACCAGGUGAUAAUGGACAUCACCUUGGCAAAUUGGAUUCAGACUUCCUUGUCUCUGGGUGGAGAAGACCCCCUGGAUCUCCAAAUUCCUACCCCUCGCAGCCACACCAACAGUGCUACUAGUGUAGCCAGCUAUAUCAGUACUCAUUCUAGCACUGAGCAGGUUGAUGAACAGGAGGACCCUGAUGUUGAGGUUGAAAUAUGUCGCAUGUCAGAGGACAUGGCCCGAGAUUUCAACACACACGCCUACUUGCACAGUGCAAGCUCCUCAACCAUUUCCAAAUUUCCCCUCAUUGAACAAUACAGCAAUUCCAAAUUGGCCAGAGAUUGCAGCAUGUUGGGUGAUCCUGGAGAGCAUCAGAGAAUCCAAAAGGAAAUGCUUGCUAGAGAGAAGCAAAACAUUUCUCCAGAUCAUCAUGAUAAGGAGGUGCAAGGCAAACAAGGGCAAGACAGGCGCAUUCUCCAUAGCUUGGAUAUAGGAAUGGGAGAGAGAUUUGGCCGAAUCCACAAAGAGAAGAAGAGGGACCCAAACAAGUCUACCCGUAAGAAAAAGAAAAGGGAGGUGGAAAAGAGAGAUUGGGAGCAGACCAAUCAGGAGGGAAAACUCUCGGACGAGAGUGACCAGCUCCGGAAAAAGGCAAUGGUGUGGGGAGGCUCCCAGUGGUUCUUGAUUGGUGGACCUGGGCAUGAUGGAAGCCCCUCCAAGAAAGUCAAGGCAUACAGCUAUGAAACCAAGCAAUGGACCUCCCUCGCUCCAAUGAAUGUUGCUCGUAUGGACCACACACUAUGCCUCCUGGACGGAAUGAUAUAUGCUAUUGGAGGCAUUGGUAAAAGGGGCCGGGUUCUAACCAGGGUUGAAUGUUACAACCCGAAAACCAACUGCUGGUUCUAUGUGAAGUCCUUGCCAGAGCCAAGGACUGGAGCCUCAGCAAAUACAGAGAAUGGCCGCAUUCACUUGUCUGGGGGGUACGGAACUCUCAAUGAUGGCCAAGUAUCAGACUUCAUGGAUACCAUGGAAAUCUACAAUGUGGAUGCUAACAAAUGGACCACUGGAUUCUAAAGCAUGGGCCAUGAAUUUAUUGAACUGAAGUUUUAUGUAUAGUUUUGUGAAAAGUUUAAAGUUUUGUGCUUUUUAUUGUGUAUUAAAAUGUUGUGUUUAAAUGGAUAAUUUGCAAGCACUGCAAUUAAAGCUUUUUUGUAAUGAUUUUUUUGUAAUAAAUUUUAUGCAUCUCA
Magallana angulata is the source of this 2675-nucleotide messenger RNA. RefSeq names its product kelch-like protein 3. The transcript is spliced from 8 exons. The record is from RefSeq and is a predicted model, not a curated record. Gene Ontology annotation, molecular function: protein binding. NCBI's taxonomy places the organism in Eukaryota, Metazoa, Mollusca, Bivalvia, Ostreida, Ostreidae. The coding region runs from base 445 to 2502 and encodes 685 amino acids.